GAGCAUGCUGUACAAGAAUAAGCAUCAACAAGUUCAAAUGACAUAUGUCCUCUCCACUUGUGCAUUUACUUUGUCUGUUUGUUUAUUUUGCAAAACCGGAAUCCGCCCGGGUGAUUCUUCGUGGCUGUUGUCUUCUCUGAAGGAAAAAAAAAUCAUGCACACACACCCCUUCAGGCCCUUUAUUCUGACUACAUGUCAGAGAAUGAGGCAGACAAGAAGAAAGACAGAGGGAGGAGCAGGCAUCCAUGGCAUCUGCAGCUUGACAGGAGUUCAGGCAUGUGAACGCACGGAAGGAGCGUUGGGCUUUCUUUUUACAGGAUUCACACUCAAAAACAUACACUGGACAAAGAGGACACAGACACCGGAACAAUGACGCCACCGAAACCGCCCAGGAAAAGCCUGAUGAUGAAGUCCAGCAUCACCAACGGCUAUGACGCUAUACCACCAGCCUAUGAAGAGCCUGAUGCACUGAAGCCUGCGGUCACAGCUGAAGUUCUGCCAGAUUUCAGAGUCAAGCCUGUACCUCGUCCUAGAUCUAAAAUACUACCAAAACCUCCACCAAGUGACACCACCAACUCUGACUCUGUGAAUGAAACAAGCAGUGAAACUACCGCAGUGAGUUGCCAGCACGAUGAAGAGCCUGCACCAAGGCUCCAGCCUGUGCGUCCCCCUCCGAGACCACCGCCAAUCAGAUGUUUGACCUCCACUAAACCUACAGCAGAUGUUUAUGGAGGCAGCCAGAACAGCAGCUCAAAUACUGAGACAACUGUGAAUCCCCCAGCGGUCCAUCUUGAGAAGAGGAAAAGUCUUCCACCUCCUGCGCGCCCCCCGCCUCCUGCCAUCUACUAUGAGAGAGCACAGUCUAUGAGAGGGACGCCCCGUAAGACGAACAGCGUUGACGCUCAGCAAUCCACAGUCUACUCCACACAGCAGACAGACUCAGCAGGUGUCUCUGAAGAGGUGGCCAAUCCUUGUGAGACUUAUGCAGAAAAGGCCACAGACGCGACAGACAGACCCACAGUUCCACCUCGUCUACAUCACGUGUAUGGACCGUCGCCUACACAGACCAGACCACCACCCCCUGCCUUCAACCCACCACCACCACCACCACCACCACCACCGUACUCAACAGGGACACAGUCAGAGUCAGUGUACAGCGAGAUAGAACAUCGGCCCUACCUGGAUGUUCUGCCAGAGGACGAAAAUACAACCGUGAGAUUGACUCUUUCCACACACGCACACAAAGAGCUUUAUAUUCUCUGA
Molecule: messenger RNA, 1263 nt
Organism: Solea senegalensis (Senegalese sole)
Lineage: Eukaryota; Metazoa; Chordata; Actinopteri; Pleuronectiformes; Soleidae
Product: extensin-like
Exons: 8
Coding region: 370-1263 (297 amino acids)
Source: RefSeq, a predicted model, not a curated record